AAACAAAAAUAUUAUUUAAUUAUAAAGUAGAAAGCCAAGGCAGGUACAGAAGGAAAACCAGCUCUCCUGCCUCCCCUCAAAGAUACAGAAGCCACAGCUCCUCCUCCUUCCCCUCCAUCUUCACUUUCUUUAUCAAUCUUUCCUUUGUUAUAGGUAUUGAGUUAAGAGAGUCCUUUUCUCUGCAUAACUUUGAUGUCUAUACCACUCGAACAUGAUUACAUAGGCUUAGCAGAGACUUCUUCAAUGGAAAGAAGCCCUGAGAAGAUCUCCUCCUCUUCUUCUUCCUCACCUCCUCGUGCCAUUGAAGGAAACAAUAGCAGCAGAAGCAACAACACUGUUCUCAACCUCAAAGAGACUGAGCUGAGGCUUGGCUUGCCUGGUUCUCAAUCUCCUGAGAGAAAACCAGGACCUGUUGGGGUCUCACUUUUUGGGAAAGAUUUGGAAAAUAAGAGUAAUGGCUGUUCUCCAAACCCUUUGAAAAACUUUGUCUUUGGGGCUAAAAGGGGUUUCUCAGAUGUCAUUGAUGGGCCUCCUGGAAAUUGGGUUUUCUCUGUCAAUGGUAAAUCUGAUGUUGAUUUGGGGAAAGGUGCUGUUUUGUUCUCUUGUAGAGGUGAGAAAAACAAUACCCAGCAAGCAUGUCUCCCUGUACCAACCAAGAUUGUCGGUGUUCCUCCUCCUCCAAAGCCAGUUCAAGAGAAUAAGGAUCAGGUUUCCACUGUAAAUGAACAUGGUAGUCCUCCUGCUGCAAAAGCGCAGGUUGUGGGGUGGCCACCAAUCCGUUCAUACCGAAAGAACACCGUGGCCUCUAAUUUGGUGAAGAACGGUGAGGAUGGUGAAGGCAAAUCAGCAGCAGGGUGCCUAUAUGUAAAGGUUAGCAUGGAGGGUGCCCCAUAUCUGAGGAAGGUUGACCUCAAAAAUUACAACAAUUAUACGGAACUCUCAUCAGCUUUAGAGAAGAUGUUCAGCUGCUUUACAAUAGGGCACUGCAGUUCUAAUGGUCUUCCUGGGCGAGAUGGUCUGAGUGAGCGAUGUUUGAAGGAUCUUCUUCACAGCUCUGAGUUUGUUCUUACAUAUGAAGACAAGGAUGGUGAUUGGAUGCUUGUCGGUGAUGUCCCUUGGGAGAUGUUCACUGAUACAUGUAGGAGGCUAAGAAUCAAGAAAGGUUCUGAGGCAAUUGGACUAGCUCCAACAGCAAUGGAGAAGAGCAAAACCCAGAACUAAUGUGAAGAGUAUGUCAAAAGACCUGGAAAGUUUCAUUUCUCCUUAGUAUUCUACAACUUAGAAGUGUGAUUAGUUGACCAGUUUUCUCAGAAACUACAUAUAUUUUCAAAAUAUAGUAAGUUUGAUGCAGUUGGUUAGCUUGAAUACUUCCUACUAGACAAAUUAAGCCAUGGGAAAUAUCCAUCUAUUUGCGGUUGUUUGCAAUCUUGCAAUUCCUCUAUAUUUCUUCUUCUCCAAUCUUGAGCUGCUCAUUUUGGUCUUUGCCUAAAAUUCUGUCACCAUAAUUGAGUUAAGCAAGAUGGAUGCCAUGGAGCAACAAAUAUUUUGAGAGUUU
Messenger RNA from Rubroshorea leprosula, 1555 nucleotides. The record is from the annotation of a GenBank genome assembly. Lineage: Eukaryota; Viridiplantae; Streptophyta; Magnoliopsida; Malvales; Dipterocarpaceae.